CAGCAACACCGCCUCCCACGCCCGCUGUACUGCCCUGCCUGAACCUAUUAUUAGACUUGGAUCUUGCGCAUGACGCCCAGGGCAGGCCCGGCCCAGCACCGUGAUAACGAAAGUGUGAGCGCACUGUUCGAAUGCGUCGCGAGCAGUGGCAGUGAGCGCACCCUCCACCUCCUCACAACAAACAUCCACAAUAGGGAGAAUGUCUGGCGCAACGCCUAACAGGAAACCGGCCACCCCGGCCACUGGUCGUCGCACUCCCAACGCUGCGAACACCAUCUCCGCCACUACUCCGACGCGAGAUGCAACGCGCUCAAGCACUUCCACCGCUUCAGGCACAGCCGCUAACGGCAUAAACCGUACCAAGUCUGUGAGAAACGGCGCCCCGAUUUCCGCACGCGAGCGAGUGGCAGCGAGGAAAACACAAACACCGGACUCCGCCGCUGAAGAGGAGGCCAAAGCAGAGCAGCAAGCAAGGAUGGACGAAUUGCAGCAGAAGUUGAACGAGGCCGAGCGCGCCUACGAAGAGUCAAAGAAGCAGGCAGCAGUCCUCCAGGCGAGAUUAGACGACGCGGUGAAAGAGCAGGGCAUGUUGGAGGAACGCUUUGCAGAGCAGUCAGAACGUAUUAACGAUUUGGAGAACGAGAAGAAGGAAAGCUUACGAGCGAGACGUGAAAUGGAGCAGAUAUACGAAAGUGAGAAGGCUGCGACAACGAAAGAGAAGGAAGAGGCAUUGGCACGGGAAGAGGAGAUGCAGAACGCCAUGCAGCGACUGAAGGAGUCGCUAGCACAACGAGAAAUGCGUGCUGGGCUCGAAGACGACAGGAGGCCGAUGUUGUCGAGGCCUUCUAGUGGUAGAAGCACCAACCCGUCUCCAAACCCCGACGGCACGGAUCGACAAUUCGCACCGCCCUCCGUCCAGCGAAGCGAUUCCACCUCGAGAAACAACUCGAAACUGGUCAUGCAGAAAGACAAGAUAAUCGAGGGACUGCGCAUGGAGCUUGCAGAGGCCCAGAUAAAAUUGGUGGAAGUAGACCACUUGGGAGGUGGUCGCGUGCAGGAGAUCCAGAAACAGCUUUACGAUGCCAAGAUGCAGAACGCUCGUCUGAUGGAGGAGAACGAGUCCUUCCAGCUGCUGCUAUCCGAGAAAACGCUCAAUGGAGACUUCCUCCGAGCAGCGUCACACGCAACAUCGUACGAAGGCUCACGCCCACCUUCACGCAACCCUCCUGCUACUGGCGAAAGCUUGGGCGGCACAAGUUUGGCUGAUGAGCUGGAGUCGCAAGCUGACAGCGAUGACGGGACCGAUCAUAGUCGACGUCUGCAGGCCGAAGUAAACGGCUUGCGGGACCAGAAUAAGGCGCUGACGCUGUAUAUUAACAAUAUCAUCUCUCGCCUUCUGCAGCAUGAGCAAUUCGAACAGAUCCUCGAUAAGACUCCGGAUCUGAUGUCUGGACCAGGUGCCGUCAGUCGGAGAUAUGGUGAGGCCGACAAGAAUAAGGAUCUUCCAGCACCACCACCUGAUGAAGGCGAGCAACAACCAAGUCUACUGCAAAGGGCAAAGAGUGUCAUGGGUGGCAACCGACCGAAAACCAGACCGUUGAGCCAGCAAGUGCAGCCUGACCAGAUUGAGGCUCCGCAAAAAAUCGCAGGGCUCAACGAAGAUCCUCAAACGGCGCCGAGCGUGCCUAUUUCUCGAUCGCGAUCAACACGUGGUGCGAAUGGCCAUAGACGCGCGAAUUCUGAGUGGCCGGCCGGAGCUUCUGCGAGUGUCGUCCCGAACAUGUAUCGCGGCCCAUCGCAAGGACCUCUCAGUCCUGGUUUGACCUCUCCAACUGGUCGGAAUUCGUUCUUCGGAAGUCCACUUCGUAGCCCAUCCUCAGGCUCGCACGUUCCGACAAUAGCUGAGAUAGCUCCAUUUGAAAAGGAGAACGCACAGCGCGACAGCAAGUUCACCAGCCAGAGCAACCGCAACAGCGUCAUCUCCAAUCCAGGUGCUGCAGUCCUCGAUGAUGACCUUGCGAGCGGCAUCAACUCAGAACGCAGCAAUCCUUCGUCGCCGCCUCGGAGUACAACAUCUUUAGGCGAAAAGGACAAGCAAUCGGGCGCCAUCAUGAUGGGAUCUAAACCCCGACCACUGCGCCUCGUGCAAGAGAACGUAGAUGAAGACGCCGCAAGGAAACAGGCCAACAGAAGCUCUUGGUUCGGAUGGAUGAACAAGGGAGGCGCCGCUCCCGGUCAACUCGCUCCGGGACCCAGCGGCGGACCUGCUGCGAUCGGCGACAAGCUCAGCAGCAUGUUCGGGCAACGCAAAGCAGAGAAUGGCGAGUCUGGAGCGCCGCAGUAGGACGCAUCGCCCAGAAAAGCCAAAGAAUUGAUCGGCAAAGGCUCAUUCGAGCAGCUGCGAAAGCAGUGGUCCUUGCGAGGACGUGACAGCAGCAUUCCUCCUUCACCUGGGAGGGAGAACAUGUCUCCAUUACGGGCUAGGAAAAGCUUCAGAUGGACGGAUUGAUGAAGUAGAAUAUCAAUUUUGAAGCGUGGAUGGCGCUUGUUGGGGAAUGCUUACGAGCACGAGCUGAUGCAUUGACAUGGUGCUGGAUAUACCCAGGAAUGAGAUUCGUUUUGGUAGAGAGGUAGUCAGUCGGUCGGGCGGUCAGUGAGUGAUGACGAUAUGUAGAGGCAGGCGCAUUCUUCAAUUCAACGCAUUUUUAUG
This is a messenger RNA of Pseudocercospora fijiensis CIRAD86, 2710 nucleotides long. RefSeq lists its product as uncharacterized. Lineage: Eukaryota; Fungi; Ascomycota; Dothideomycetes; Mycosphaerellales; Mycosphaerellaceae. The coding region runs from base 200 to 2344 and encodes 714 amino acids. The record is from RefSeq and is a predicted model, not a curated record. The transcript has a single exon.